GUCCGCUCGAACAUUUGAUGCCAGGACUUAAUCAUGAACACUUCGAGUUAUGCUUUAUUUGUUUGCAUAAUUAUUUCAAGUCUGGACUUUGUGACAGCAUUACACGGACCUCAUGUAUGCUCCUACAGUGUGCGAAGAUCAAGAGAUAGAUACACGAGGUGUGGAUUCUGGGGAUGGAGCCGAUGCAGAAGAACUGAUUACUACUACGAAAGCAUAGACUACUGCUGUUCAGGCUGGAGGUCAAACAGCUAUGGAUCCUGCAGCAUACCAAUAUGCAGGGUACCUUGCUAUAACGGAGGGACCUGUAUUGCCCCAGACAGAUGUCAAUGUCUUCCUUCCUACGCUGACGGGGGAUACUGCACCAAUGUCCAAUGCUCACACCUACACCCGUGUUUUCCUGGAGGCUGCACAGGGUCAAGCAGUUGCAGUUGUAUAGAUGGAUUCCAGGGGUCAAGCUGUCUGUCUUUUACGAGCGGAAAGAACAUGCCAGUUUUGCUUUCAUGCGAUGUUACUUUGAGAGAUGACAGAAGAACCGAUUUGAAGAACCUUUUUUACAUGAAUGUGCCGUGUGCUACAACCGAUGCGCCGGUCUGGAGUAACCAGGAAAACUUCAACUAUGUCGAUUUUCAUCUUCAAGCCAUUUAUGAACCGAUGUAUGCGGCGUUCCGCUCGGAAAAUUAUAUUUCAAGUUCAGGUUUUGGAAUCGUGUCAAGCAACGCCCGUAUCGUCCAUAAGAAAGUCAACAAGGACCAAAGCGGCAAUCCACUUGGCGUUUAUGAUCACACGUUCAGUUGCAGUCAAGUCUCAAACACAAAUCCUUUGAUAAAUUUGAACUGCACCCUUACACAAAGAGACUACGUAUACAGUAUUGAACAUGGAGACAACUUUACCGUGACAUUCAACGUUAAGAGUGGUGGGUUUCGGAGAUUGCGGAACAUAAACACACAUGGAUACUACACUACCAAUUAUUUCUAUGGCCACACAGUAUCGAAAACAGUAGAGUUUAAAUUUGACUUUGUAGCCCCGAAGCAUUGCUCCGAAGAAGAAUCUAAAAUAACUUGUAUAAAGGGACAAGAACCAAUCGCAAUCGACGAAGAUCUUACAAAGAAACCUAUAAGGCCACGAUGGUCGGGAUGGUAUGACGAUCACUCUGGGCUUUUUGAAUACAGACUUGAGGCAUAUCACCUUGAGCCAAACAUUCAUGGCGAGCUCAUUGAACUGCAUCCACUGUCUCCUGUCUUCACGUACACUGAAAACAAAACAGACAACGUAACAUUUCCGACCUUCACCCCGAAGCAUUCAGGGAUGUUUUCGAUCUUACUCACAACCGCCGAUAUGGCUAACAAUACAAAGAUUGCAAGGCGUCUUGUAUUGUAUGACAAUUCGUCUGAAAUAACACUUACAAAACCUGGUCUUUAUGCAAAAAUGCCGGACUCUGAAGAUAUUGAAAAUAUGGUCUUUGGAGACGGUGGGUUAUAUAUUGUCAGUGCUAUAAAGGAGACUGGAUUCAUGUGGCAAACAUCGGACAAUGGGUCACAAUCACGGAUUGAAAUCAGUUGGAACAAUCACUUUGUAAAUAAACUAUACGACAAAGGGAAAUUGCUGAAUAAAGUAUUACCUUAUCCUACACAAUUUCUAGACUUGGAAGAUGAUGGAGUUCUGAGGAGCAAAAAAUAUGUUGCACUCGAUGACAAUGAGGGCGAAAGAACAUUGAACGCAAUUAAAAACAAACAUGGAAUUGUGAAAUUUGAACUAAAUCGUGUUUAUACGGAUGAUAAACAGAUUCCAGCAGUAAAGUGGGAGCCUUUACCAUUGGAGGAGAGUUAUGUAAUCUUGGAACAUCUUGACGAUGGGAGUCACGUUAGGAUUUGGCUGCGUGCAACUGACGUCAUGAACAAUACAGCUGUUGAUUACACUGAAGUUCAUGUUGACAACACACCACCCAGAUUCUCAGAUCAGCGUCUUGAGACAAACGUUAUAAAUGGGACAUAUACAUACACAUCGAGAGUCACAUUCCAAGCGUCGGACGAUGGUAGUGGUGUCCAUAAGCUGAAUUUGACCCUUUAUGUUGGAAACAGUACUACACCGAAGAAAAUACACUCGGUCUCAGCAAAUAGAAACGACUCUGCAGGAAUCUGUGACAUAGACCCAUCGUGCAACUGUGUUCUGGAUGUAUGUUACCGCAUUCAACAAAUGAUUGACAUGGAUAACUGUUGGUUUCUCGUCCCCAAAGAAGAUCUCAAUAAAUCGGGUACAUUACAAGUAACGACGUUCAACCAGGCCUUACUAACAAGAACGUUCAACUUGACGAUUGACCAUCUGAAUACAUUAGAUGGCCUUGAAGAAUACUCCGGACCUACUAACAUACGAAUUGAUGAGAGAUUGCCAAAUGGAGCUCGCCUUGUUUGGGAUAUACCAGAUACACCUUCAUGCUUCGGGAAGGUGGAGAUAGUGUUAGUCGUCUUCCUUGGCAACGGACAAACCAGAACGAUACAGGUUAACAGCGAGCAGACGUCAGUUGACAUCGUGGGAUUGGAUCCAGACGAAGAGUACAGAGUGUCGCUGCGAGUUGGAUAUGACGGGACCGACCUGGCCUCUCUUCCAUACACCUUCAAAACUGCGGAGAAAGAAAAUCACCUGCAAGGGGGCGUAAUUGUCGGAAUUGUUGUCAGUGUACUGGUUAUAGUCGGACUGUUGAGUGCAAUUUUUGUGGUCAUGCUGCGAAGAGGUCAUAUGCAGCCGGUACGAAGAAGACUUGAGUCGAUGUCGGUCAGGUACAGAGGAGUAAUGGGCGGCAAUGACUAUUCCGGUAAAAUCUCUCGUUCCUAUGGAAACGCUAUGUACGGGUACGGUGACAUGGACUUCUCGGACCUUGAUUCUUGGAAACUCGCUCGAGAUGACGUCAGCUUGCAAAGUAUUAUGAAGUCAGGGUCGUUCGCUGACAUUUACACGGCUACAAUCGCGUACAACGGCAACACUGUCAUAGCAAAGGUUCUUAAACAGGGAUUUACAAAACAGGACGAACAUCUCAUGAAAGCCAAAAUCAAUUUCUAUACUACUGUUGUUGGCAAGCAUGAAAAUGUAAUCAAGUUACUUGGAGCGGUUGUUGACGACACAAUUAUGGGACCUUUUAUGGUAUUUGAAUACUGCGCCAACGGGCAGCUGAGUGAUUAUCUUCAGACAUUAAAGUCCAACCUAACCUUGGAUACACAGGAACUACUAUACAGGUUUGGCCUUGGUGUGGCCCGUGGCAUGGAGUACUUGGCUGAAAAACAGGUUCUCCAUCGGCGACUGGCAGCACGGAAUAUUCUACUGGACGGCGAUCUUGAUGUUAAGAUCUCUGGUUUUGGACCCAUGGACGUGGACGAAGACAAGGGGAAACGGGAGCGCAUUCCAAUCAAGUGGAUGGCCCCCGAAUGUUUGAAGACCACAGAGGAGGCGACAGAGAAAAACGAUGUCUGGUCAUACGCUGUGGUACUAUGGGAAAUAUUUACUCUCGGUGAUGCACCCUACGAAAAUAUUCGAGGAAAGGACAUCCAAGCAAAGCUGAAAUCUGGCUACAGGCUUCCUAAACCAGAACAGUGUGAUAACAAGUGGUACGAUGUAAUGACACAAUGCUGGCAAGCCAACCCAGAUCAACGCCCGACAUUCAAAACCAUCAGAGGAGAACUGGACGAGAUGUUCGUGGCCGCGCCUCAAGACGACUAUUACAUCUAUAGAAAAUAGUGUUUGACGACCCGAACGACGGACAGAGUGUUUAUAUUGGACAAAUGUUUGGGGUUGAGGGAUUGUAGAAAUUGUAAUUAUAGUACACAUUCGAUAAAAGAAUUAAUGUGUCUAUCUCAAGAGCAAUGGUUUCAUAUUUGUGACAUCGUCUGCAAAAAUGUGUCAUGUGGGGGUAUUCACGUUCAAGAAAAUGAAAUGAAUAGUAUGAUAAUAAAAUAGGGAGUUAACUCUAGUACCUAUAGUACCUUUUAUUUCCUUCGGUAAUUCUAGUAUUGAUUUCUUUUAAUUGGCGCUCUAAUUCAUUGUUAGAAUUUCAGUGAAAGGUAGUCUUAUAUUUUUACCUUCCCUCCCGCCCUUUAUGUGCUGUAUUAAUAUUGUAAAUUAUAUAGUUUAUUUGUAAUUACAUGUAUUGUGUUUUAUUAAUAUUUCCCCGAUUUAAGGGCGAUUUAGCUGCUAUUGUUCAGUGUCAUAUGUAUGUAAGAAGUAUGCAGCCUUUUUUCGGCCAAAAUAAAAUAUAUUUUCAUAUUAUGUGCUUUAAAUAUUCCCGACAUAAUUUUGGUAGACUUGUUUGCAAAUCAGUUUAUAUUUCAUUAUUGAUGCACAUUUCAGUAAAUAGAUAUAGUUUAUGAACUUGAAAAAAAUAACUCAAAUUUUAAUAACUGGAUACAAAUAUUGGUAAAUAUAGAUUGUAAAUUUUUAUCCAGUUUUUUUAAAAUUUAGCAUGCGGAAGAUUAGGAAUUUUAGUACACAUGUAAUACUUCGUAUAUCAAUUUCAAAUUGUAUCAUUGUUUCAUAUUUGAGUAAUUGAAUAUCAUUUAUGAAGUUGACGGGAAAUUUCGAACACUAAUAUCUUGUAUUUGUACGUAUUGUACGAAUCACAGGUACCAUGUCAAACCUAUGAUAAAGACCGAAACGCGUAAAAAUGGGGAUCGACAGACGCUAUAAAGUUCGAGUAACAUAAAUCCUCUUUAUUACCAUGAUCAGGUAUCCUUUGUUUACAAACAAAACGUCAACAUGUUGUCAAAGUCUGAUAGCAACGCCUUUAUGAUUUAAUAUUUGGAAUAGUGAAGAUAUGAAAUAAAUAAGUCAUUUAUCAUUGUUCAAUGGGGCAUAUAUUUGGACUAUUACACAGCUAACGGCUCGUCCAAUAUGUUUUUCCAAGAUGUGUACUCGUCCAAAUAUAUCUACUUAUUGUACAGAACACUGUUAAAUAAAUGUCUAACAGUAUUUUUAUAUUUCUGUGAUUGUAUGCAUUAUUGUAAUUAUAAUAUGAAACUGCAUGUCAACUUAUAUAUUUUUAAUUUUUCAAAUAGAUAUGAAUAAAUUUA
Mya arenaria is the source of this 5054-nucleotide messenger RNA. RefSeq lists its product as uncharacterized. The record is from RefSeq and is a predicted model, not a curated record. The transcript has 25 exons. Gene Ontology annotation, cellular component: signaling receptor complex. The coding region runs from base 34 to 3726 and encodes 1230 amino acids. Gene Ontology annotation, biological process: protein phosphorylation; cell surface receptor protein tyrosine kinase signaling pathway; multicellular organism development. Lineage: Eukaryota; Metazoa; Mollusca; Bivalvia; Myida; Myidae. Gene Ontology annotation, molecular function: protein binding; transmembrane receptor protein tyrosine kinase activity; ATP binding.